Messenger RNA from Synchiropus splendidus (mandarinfish), 4677 nucleotides. It is a transcript of the gene plcb2, whose product is annotated as phospholipase C, beta 2. Lineage: Eukaryota; Metazoa; Chordata; Actinopteri; Syngnathiformes; Callionymidae. The transcript is spliced from 31 exons. The record is from RefSeq and is a predicted model, not a curated record. The coding region runs from base 46 to 3693 and encodes 1215 amino acids. Gene Ontology annotation, biological process: phosphatidylinositol-mediated signaling; lipid catabolic process. Gene Ontology annotation, molecular function: calcium ion binding; phosphatidylinositol-4,5-bisphosphate phospholipase C activity.
ACACGUCGCGGGUUAGUCGCAUCAGAACCGGACGCGGAGGUCAAGAUGAACAAGAAGCGCUACUUCCUGGACCCACCGGUGAUCAAAGACUACCUGGUGAAAGGGGAACGAUUCACCAAGUGGUCAGAGGACUCCACAAAGACGGCGCCAGUCACCAUGAAGAUGGAUCCAAAGGGCUUCUACAUCUACUGGGUCAACCAGAGCAAGGAGACCACGUUCUUGGAUGUUGCUACUAUCAGAGACACCAGGACGGGGAAACAUGCCAAACUUCCCAAACACCCCAAAGUCAGGAACGUGUUCAACCUGGACUUUCCGGACAGCAACCACCUGGCUAAAACGCUGACCAUCGUUUCUGGCCCAGACACGGUCAAUUUAACCUACCACAACUUCUUUGCCUCCAAAGAGAAAGUGACCGAGAACUGGGCCAGCGACAUUCUGGCUGUCGCCUACAAUGCCGCGCGAAAUAAUUCCUGCCGACUCAUGUACUUGGACAAAAUAUAUGUUCGGAUUUCGCUCCAGACCAACAAGGACGGCAAGAUUCCGGUGAAAAAUAUAUACAAAAUGUUCCCGGCCGAUAAGAAGAGGGUGGAAAGUGCACUGUCAUCUGCUCACCUGCCCAAAGGAAAGUACGACACCAUGAAGCCUGACGUGUUCACUGAAGCGGCCUUCAAAGCCUUCCUUUAUGCUCUCUGUCCUCGACCUGAAAUCCUGGAGAUCUUCACCGAAUACUCCAACAAACCCACCAUGACGAAGGACAACUUCACCAAGUUCCUGAACGAGAAGCAGCGAGACUCUCGGCUGAACGAGGAGCUGUUCCCGCGUCUGCGUCAGGACCAGAUCAAGGCUUUGAUCGACAAGUACGAGCCCACCUCCACCAAUGCCAACAGAGGCCUGAUAUCUCCAGAGGGUCUCCUUUGCUACCUGAUGGGACCAGAGACGUCCGUCGUGGUCCAGGACCGGCUGGCCCGCUGUCAAGACAUGACCCAGCCCAUUCCCCACUACUUUGUCAAGUCCUCGCACAACACCUACCUGACAGCCGGGCAGUUCUCCGGAGUCUCCUCCCCGGAGAUGUACCGCCAGUGUCUGCUGGCUGGGUGUCGCUGCCUGGAGCUGGACUGCUGGAAGGGCAAGCCUCCAGAUGAAGAGCCCAUCAUCACCCACGGCUUCACCAUGACCACCGAGAUCCUGUUCAAGGAUGUGAUCGAGGCCAUCGCGGAGAGCGCCUUCAAGACCUCGCCUUACCCCGUCAUCCUCUCCUUCGAGAACCACGUUGACUCAGUGAAGCAGCAGGAGAAGAUGGCCAACUACUGCAAAACCAUAUUUGGUGACGCUCUGCUGACAGAACCGCUGGACAAGUACCCACUGAAACCAGGGCAGCAGAUCCCGAGUCCAUCAGAGCUGAUGGGGAAAAUCCUCAUCAAGAACAAGAAGGGCAGUCAGGAGAAGACCAGCGCGACCAAGAAGACCAGCACAGCUGCUGCCUCCAGUGCUGACUCAGCUGCUCCCCAAGAUCCCGGGACCCUGGAGACACCUGAGGUAGAAGCAGUUGUCGAGGACACUGAGGAGCAGGAGGACGCGGAGGAGCAGGACGAGGAGAAGAUGAAGACAUCUGAUGAGGGCACAGCGGGUCAGGAGGUCACGGCGUACGAGGCCAUGUCGUCUCUGGUCAACUACAUCCAGCCCAAUAAGUUCAUCUCCUUCGACAACGCCAGAAAGAAGAACAAGAGCUACGUCAUCUCGUCUUUCGUGGAGACUAAGGGGGAAGCCAUGAUCGCUAAGACUGCGGUGGAGUUUGUGGAGUACAACAAGAGACAGAUGAGCAGGAUUUAUCCGAAAGGAACCAGAAUGGACUCCUCCAACUACAGUCCGCAGCCGUUCUGGAACGUUGGCUGUCAGAUGGUGGCGCUCAACUACCAAACCAUGGAUUUCCCCAUGCAGCUGAACAUGGCCUUGUUCGAGUUCAACGGCAGAACCGGCUACCUGCUCAAACACGACGUCCUGCGCCGCGGGGACAAGAAGUUUGACCCGUUCUGUGACCGGAUCGAUACGGUGGUGGCCAGCACUCUGACCAUCAAGAUCUAUUCCGGCCAGUUUUUGUCCGACAAAAGCGUCAAAACCGGCGUUGAAGUGGAAGUGAUCGGUCUGCCAGGCGACCCCAAGAAGAAGUACCGCACCAAGUGGACCACCACGCCCAACGCCAUCAACCCAGUGUGGAACGAGGAGCCGUUUGUUUUCGAGAAGAUUCUCCUCCCGGAACUGGCUUCUCUGAGAAUCGUGGUCCACGAAGAAAGCGGCAAAUUCCUGGGACACAGAAUCAUCCCCAUCGACGCCAUCCAAUCAGGCUUCCACCACAUCUGUCUGCGCAGUGAGAGCAACAUGCCGCUGACGCUGCCUGCUCUCUUCGUCUACAUCGAGGUCAAGGACUACAUCCCAGCGGCCUUUGCAGACUUCACAGACGCUUUAUUUAACCCCACAAAGGGCACCGACAAGCCCUCCAAAACCCCGAAAGAGUCGUCCUCAGACUACGUCUCUCCCUAUGAGCUGCCUCUGGUGCCUGAAACCAAGACCGAGGAGAGUAAAGCUCCAGCCCCAGCAGAAGACAAGGAAGAGAAAACUGGCGAAGAGUCACCACCAGCUGUCGACGUCGUUGACCCACCAGCCCAGGCUGAAGAAACCACACCAGAAGCUGCUCCGCUCGAGGAGCCGGAGCCCGUGGUGGAGACUAAAGAAGAGCCGGUCCAAGUGGUCGAGGCCACACCUGAGGCCGCACCUGAAGGCAACCACAGCAGCUGUGAGGAUGAGCAGACUGUUGAACCAGCUGAGGAGCCUGAAGAGAAACCUCCGGGUGAAUCAGAACCUGUGGCGGCUGAUCCUCCUGCAGAAGCAUCAAGUCAGCCUUCUUCAAGUGUCGGUGAAAAACACUUGACGUCCCCUCCUUCAGAAACGCUGUCGGUGGCUGCUGAAGAGCUGGUCCAGCACAAGAACUACGUGAAGCUCCUGAAGCGGCAGGAGAAGGAGCUGAAGGAUCUGGAUAAGAAGUAUCAGAAGAAAGGCGAGGACACAAUCCAGAAGUAUUCUGACGUCUUCAAGGCCAUCAAGAAGAAGGACUCGCUGAAGAAGAAGGAGAACGGAGGGAGCAGCUCCGAGUCCAGCGUGAGGACAGAGCGCGUGCAGGAGCAGAAGGAGAAGAUGCAGGCGGAGCUGAAGACGCUGUGGAGGGAGCACUACGAUCAGAUGAAGAGGAAGAAGGAGCAGUGUGCCACAGAGAGACUUUCCAAACUGAUGGAGAUGGCCACAGAGAAACACACCAGUGAACUGAAGACUCUGGACAAUGAAACCAAGGAAAACAGGAAGAAACACAAGUUGUCAUGUUCGGAAAAAGCCAAGAUUAAAAGAGCCAUGAGCACUGAGCUGCUGGACGAGCAGCCGGACAGCACGUCUGGAGACUUCAGCCCCCAGCAGGAGGCACUGAUGAAGAAACAAGCUCAGACCCUGGAGGAGAUCAAGGCUGUGACUCACCAGCUCAAUCAGGAAGCGCUGAAUGAGCACGAGCUCAAAAUGAGGUCCCUGACCGUGGUGGUGCGGGAGGCCAUGAACGGCUGCGUGGGAGCUCACUUCCCGGACCUCGUGGACCAGUCCGGCAACAAGAACGAGGACAGGGUGGGUGUCUACGGUGACGUGUUCUUAGGUUAGAUGCCUCCUGCGAUGACUAGACGUAGACCUGAAGGGGCUUUAUUUUACACUUUAGCUGUCACAUUAGCGCUAGCAUCAACGUAUGGGCGGUGAGCUUAGCUAGCUUUUUGACCUCUAACAUCUCAGUAGAACAACCAUUCUGCUCCAGGUACUUGAUAACUACAGAUGGUGUUCGAGGUUGCUGGUUCACUUUUGUGGCGUGCUGCAUAGCAACUUCAUUGUUUCCAUAAUUCUCCAUGAUGCUAAAGUCAUCAGAUGGCUAAAGAAAAAGCUAUGCUAAGAAGCAUCAAGACAAAGCUUUUAUUUGUAACCAAAGGAGAAGAGCACCCUCUAUUGGACAACUAUUUGGAGACAAAGUUACACGAAUAAAAUAUUUUCGUGAUGCAGCUAUUCUGGUAUAAAAGGAUAUAAAUACUUUCUUUAAUUUAGCAGUUAGCCUAACGCUAGUCUAGUACAAGUAACAUCCGACUUACGAUGAUCGGUGCCGGUUCCGUAAGUCGGAUUGGACCUAAGUUGAAUGCCGUUCAAAAUAGCCGACGCGAGGGUUAUAGGUACUACUGUGUGAGAUUGAGAUGCUGGGAUACUGUGCUGCCAUAAUUGUCGUAUGUGUUGCCGGGCUGCUACAUGUUGUGGCGCCAGACAUUGAAUAAAAAAAAAAAAAAGCAUCUGCUGGCCGUGGUCACAAGUAUGGUUGGCUGUAAAUUGAGCACGUGGUAAGUCGGAUGUUACUUGUACUUGUGCAGGGAAACGUAUUCAUAUGGACAGCUGUCUACUUUGCGAUCUUUCGGUGUCAAGGUUAGCCACAUUAGCUUAGCAUCCAUGAGUUUGAGGAGCUAAUUGAGAAGUUGUAUCUAUGAUUCUGCGGUGGUUUGGAUGACUGGACGGUGGAGAGGUUUGGGGAUAUUUAGCGACUUUUUCUGACACAAGCGUGUGCAUGAUCCGCUUCCCUUUUUUUUUUGUAAUUUGUGUUCCAAGCCCAAACUG